Messenger RNA from Lithohypha guttulata, 771 nucleotides. RefSeq lists its product as uncharacterized. The transcript has 3 exons. Lineage: Eukaryota; Fungi; Ascomycota; Eurotiomycetes; Chaetothyriales; Trichomeriaceae. The record is from RefSeq and is a predicted model, not a curated record. Bases 1 to 771 code for a protein of 256 amino acids.
AUGACGACUGCGAGUGCAGACCGUUGCGCGGCUUUCGAAGGAGCACUUAGAAGUCUUCCAGACACAAAAAUUGUCCUUGAUAAUCAUACGUGGAGAGUUGAUUCGAGUCUCCUCGCGGAGAAGUCUCAGUGCUGGUCCGAUAUCAUAGAUUGCAAGGACUGGGAUGACGGCGACAAAACCAUAGUCCUAACAAAUGACGACCCCUAUAUCUUCGCCCGCCUCAUCCAGUACCUCUACUACGCCAAAUACCAAGCCAGAUCCGACAUCAACGUCAAGCGCGACACCAUCGCAAACCUCGAACUUGGCGGCGCCUCAGUCCUAAAAAUCAUCACCUCAGGCCGACGUCUCUACGCUCAAGAAAACAAUACCGAAGAAGUAAUUUUCCACCCUAAAUCCGACACCGCAUUCAUCAACAUCGAAGUCCACCUCCUAGCCGAAAAGUAUCGCAUGUCCACACUUGUCGAAAUGUCCGGUAGAGCAUUCGCCUGUCAAUCGAUCAAUUCAUGCAAGGACUUGGUGAAUGCGAUGAACGGGAAUUUUGGUAAAGCGACACCGGUGUUGAGGGAGAAUAUUGCUCGGUUUGUGGGGAGGUUGUUCAAGGAGGUGAUGGAGUGUAAGGAUGAGGCGGCGAAGACGGUGCAUGAGUGGUUGUGGGGAGAUAGGCAGUUUAGUAUGCUGGUGAUGAAGUCGAUGAGCGCGCAUAUCGAUCAGACGAAAAGGGAGGAGGAUGUCAUGAUGGUUGAGCCGCCGGUGAAGAAGGCGCGGAAGUGA